CGCGUCGGGCCGCGUGUCCGAGCGAGUCUCCGAAGCAGGUCAGCGUUCCGUCGGCGAGACCGUAGAACCUGCAGCGGGAGCGAGCGGUUCUUUCCAGACUGAGAUUUGCCAGGCUAAAGCAUUCAUAGUGGAGGGUCAAAGCGGGUCGGUCUUCAGGGGACUGGGACCUCCUGUGACUCCGUUUGAGCGGUAGGCUCAUCGGAGACCUUCGGAUCUCGGGGCUGCCAUGAAAGAAUCCACGAGCUGAGCUUCCCUGUGGCACCCUACGACGGGGGAGGAUGGGUGAUGGGUCCGUGAGGCUCAGUGGACUUUCUCCUCCUCGCCCUGUCCUCUCAUGGAGCACCUCGUCACACCGAGUCCCUCUCGGAACGCUUCCCCCUCGGGACUCCCCCCGUUCCACCUCCAGCCGCAGGCGAACGCUUCCGACGUGAGCCGGGCCGGGCUAGACGUCGAGCAGUUGCCGGCCGUGUUCGCCAUGCUCGCGGUGGACGUCCUGGCGGUGGUGGGGAACCUGGCCGUGAUGGUCGUCAUCGGCAAAACGCCGCAUCUGCGCAAGUUCGCCUUUGUGUUCCAUCUGUGCGCGGUGGACCUGGUGGCGGCGCUGGUUCUGAUGCCUCUCGGGAUGGCGUCCCACCGGUUCUCGGCGGACGAGGCUCUGUGUCGAAGCUACCUCUGCUUGAGCGUCUGCCUGGUGAGCGCCGCCAUCCUCACCAUCUGCGCCAUCAACGUGGAGCGCUACUACUACAUCGUGCACCCCAUGCGCCACGAGGUGAAGAUGACGGUGGGGGUGGUGGUGACGGUGCUGGUGGGGGUCUGGAUCAAAGCCGUCUUCAUGUCCUCGCUGCCUUUCCUGUUGUGGCUGCUCCCAGGUAACCAGGCCGUGGUGGCCUCUGGUCCGCCGCUUCUUCCCGCUCAGGCGCACUGCUCCCUCCACUGGGCGGGCACCAGGACCACCGGCCUGCUCUUCGUGGUCUUCUUCACGUUCAUCUAUUUCCUGUGUCCCGUCCUGAUUAUGCUGGUGGUGUACUGCAACAUGUUCAAGGUGGCCCGCGUGGCGGCCACGCAUCACGGCCCGCUCCCCACCUGGAUGGAAACCCCGCGCCAACGCUCCGAGUCCACCAGCAGCCACUCCACCGUGGCCGCCAGCCUCGGAGGGACCGGCUCCCGCAACGCCUCCCAGAGGACCUUCGGCGGCGGGAAGGCCGCUGCGGUUCUGGCGUCUGUGGGAGGCCAGUUCCUCUGCUGCUGGCUGCCUUACUUCACCUUCCAUCUCUAUUCGGCGGCGGUUUCUACCUCGCCCGCCUCGCUGGCCCGGCUGGAGGAUGCGGUCACGUGGAUCGGCUAUUUCUGCUUCACCUCCAACCCCUUCUUCUACGGCUUCCUCAACCGCCAGAUCCGAGAGGAGCUGAGUCGCCACCUGGCCUGCCUUUUCAAGCGGUCCGGAUCCGGUCAGGGGGAACAGCUGGCCAGCCGUGAGGCCUCCAUCGAGGAGAACUUUUUGCAGUUCCUCCAGGGCACGGCGUGCAAUCUGGAGCCGUGCAAGUCUCACGGCAGAGUGCGUCAGGAGGAGACGGAGCACAAAGGCCCGCAGGAAUCAUCUGCUCCGCGGAACACGGCAGCUGACUUCCACAUCCCAGGGCAGAUUCUUGAAGAAACCUCAGAGUUCAUGCAACGGCAAAAACUGAACAAUAAACUCCAUGCCUUGGAAAUCCAAAACUGUACCGGAGAUGUAGCGGCCUCGCCCGUAUUGUCAAAAAACAUCCUGUGAAAAAUCGAUUUGAGUUGAGAUCCGUUUUAAAAAAUUGCGCCAUUUUUGUUUUUGUGCUCGAGGGAGUGAGCGCACUCCGUACUGUUGCCGUUUUCUAUAGGACAUUUCGUUACGCGACAUCUUUCUGAGAAAAGGGGUAAACGUUCCGUGAAAAACGAUUGCUUAAAUGCGACACAUCGCGUGCGUCCCGUCAUUCUCGCUCGCUCUCCUGCGGCGGACCACGUUGGACACAAACACGCACACAGCGGUUUUGCCGUUCCGUGAGUGUUCUCGGUAUGUAUUUGUAAUCGCCUUCCCUUGAUUUGUUGUUACCAAAUUUAUCUUUAAUGUCUCCCUUGUGACCAUCAUCUCCUCCACCCAAAUCGUGUCACAUUGGGAACUUGUGAUCGCGCUGCCUCCUUCCCCUCAGACAAACGUCCGGUUUAGUUCUAAAUCAGAAACAGGGGGUACGCGAGCGGUCUAUUUCGGACCCUCAGCGGGCACUCUAAUCGGGCUCGGGACUGGACUCUGAGAUAACCGUUUUGUUCUGGCGAAGUCUUUGACGUGACUUCUCAGUGACGAGUGUUGGGAGCGGUCCGGCUAGAGCGCAAAAUGAAGCAGGGGCCGGGAACCUUUUCCAAUGAGAGAGCCGUAAAUGCCAAAUAUUUUAAAACGGAAUUUCAAAAAAGCCAUGCAAUAUUUAAAAAAAAUAAUAAUAAAUACAAGUGUAUUUUUGUGCAUUUGUGUAGAACCAACACUUUUCGAGUACAAUAAAGUCUCUGAAUUCGUUUGAAUAACAUUUUUAUGAUGUCGCUAACCAAUGAUGACAAAAGCGCUUCUUACCGUCAAUGCGAUUUCGGGUGCUUCCUGGUUUUGCUAACGGCUUGAUGGUCUGUUUCAUUAAUUUGUCAGCUAAAUCUUCACGCAGGCGUUGAGAUUUCCGUCCGUUAAUCGUGAACGUAAUUCAAUUUGAUUUGCCAUCAUGACGGUAGGACUGUGAACAGUUUCUCGCCGACGAAGGCCUGUCUUGUAUUUGUUUGAUUGUCUUGUCUUGAUGCGAAGUUGGCAAAAUGUUGACUGGCAACAUCGAGCACGAAUGCCUCGUAUUUUUUUCUCUGAGCAACCUUUGUCAAAAGCGUUUCCAUAAUUAGUUGUUCCGACACGAUCGGCGUUAGGGUUAGGGUUAGGUAGGGGAAGCCGAGCUGAGGGUUGGGGUUAGGGUUAGGGUUCUGCACCUCUGGACAUCGCCGACCACGCAAAAACUACGGCAACCCCACUAGGCCAAACUGUCCCUACGUCAUUUGCGUUGCCUCCUACAGCGAACUACGGCAACCCCGCUUGGACAAACCUUUUCUGCACGACAGGAAUCACAUGUACAGUGCUUCGGUAUGAGGCCUCGGCGAGCCGUACGCAACCACCAAAAGAUCCAGGCUCGGUUCCCGACCCCCGGUCUAGCGGAUUGCGGCCACAUGUUGCUACGCUGGGACUUGACCCAGCAGUCUUUCUUCAUGCGUGUUUGUGUGAUAUCGUACGCCGCAUGUUGACAGGUACACAGCGGCAGAGCCGGCGCUCCCGUGUUUGCGAUUGACACAAGCGGCCGUGUUGUGGCUACACAAAUGCGCAGUUGUGACAAUGCGUCCGCGCUGGCGAGCUUUUGGGCCUUUGGCCUCGUUUAGCGCGACAAAUGGAAGUCUGGCGUCUCAGGUGGAGGCCGCGCAAACACUUUGAACAAGUCGUGACAGACGUCGCAAAGAAAACGACACGCCGUGCUCGCCGUUCAUAGCGGGCGGCUGUUUUCGCGGCCGUCCGAGCUGGUUCACCCCCGUCGGCUACGGCGAUUUUGGACGACCGGCUCGAUCACAAGACCGGCCACUUCCUUGAGAAAGGUUCACACUUUGCUGGAAGUCACAACGGGGGAAGAAAAAAAAUGCUCUCUUUGUCACGUAGAGAUACGAAGACAAAAAAAAACAAAACAGUGUCUUCUUUGUGGUCGUGGCACUCCUUUAAAAGUGUUCAAAGCGUCACUGUUGAGCGCAUCGGGACUCGAUCGAGCACAAGACGAAAAAAAAAAUAAUCAUUGCCAUCAUCAAUGUUCUAUUAUUAUGAUUAUUAUUUAUGACCGGCACUCAAGACUGAACUGCACUGGUGCGUUAUUACAACAUCUUGCCUUGACCUUUUAUUCUUUUUUGUUUUUUUUGGAUUGUCUCAAGUUUAUCCAUCGGCGGUUACGGGGAAGCCACGUCAUGUGACGCGACGCCAAAUUCCCGUUAAAUCGACGGGAUUACAUGUGGACAUUUCUUGUGAAAGGGUUGCCAAAGCGUUGUUUUUUUUUUUUUUUUUAACUCUUUGUAUCCCGCGUGUGUGUCAAAGGAAGACUUGCUUUUCAUUCUUUACCGGCGUCAACUUUGUUUCGGCCUUGUUGAGCUUUUGUAGGUGUCGGACACCACUUGAAACGAUUAAAAGGUAAAGAAAUG
Messenger RNA from Syngnathoides biaculeatus (alligator pipefish), 4221 nucleotides. It is a transcript of the gene gpr61, whose product is annotated as G protein-coupled receptor 61. Lineage: Eukaryota; Metazoa; Chordata; Actinopteri; Syngnathiformes; Syngnathidae. Gene Ontology annotation, biological process: G protein-coupled receptor signaling pathway. The record is from RefSeq and is a predicted model, not a curated record. Gene Ontology annotation, cellular component: plasma membrane; endosome; signaling receptor complex. Gene Ontology annotation, molecular function: G protein-coupled receptor activity.